Closterium sp. Naga37s-1 is the source of this 2892-nucleotide messenger RNA. NCBI's taxonomy places the organism in Eukaryota, Viridiplantae, Streptophyta, Zygnematophyceae, Desmidiales, Closteriaceae. The record is from the annotation of a GenBank genome assembly.
AUGGGGCCAUCUCGCGUCCGACCCCUACCUGCGAUUCACCGCCUCCUCGGUACGCCGCGCGCCCCUGGUGGGCGGGGAACGACGCAGUGCAUGAUAGGGCGGGUGCUGGGCAUGCCGCAGGGCGCUCGCUGCUCCGCACAGCCCCCCUCCACGCGCGCUUGUCCCAGCGUCCCCCUCUCGUCUCACCUUCGCCGUCUUUCCCUCACCCUCCUUCACAUGCCCUCGCCGCCUCUCAGGUUCCCCCCCGCGCCUUCCAUGUGUUCCCCCCGCGCUUCCCAUGUGUUCCUCCCGCGCGUAUGUGCCCCGCAGGUGCCGCGGGAGCGCAAGAUCGCCAACGUGCAGAGCCUCGGCUUCGGCGCGCUCUUCGCGCCCACCCCUCCGCUCCCCGCCUCCGCCGCUUCCCCGCUCCUCUCACCCUCCGCUUCCACCCUUUCCUCCCCCACCUCCGCCGCCCCCGCUUCCUCCCAACCGCCCCCCGUGGUGCGCCAUGCGCCUCUGCGCUGCGCCUUCUGCGGGGCGUGCGUGUGCCUCUACUCCGCCAUCGCGCCCGCCACGGGCGACUGGCGCUGCGCGCUGUGCGGGCGCCCCAACAUGAGCGGCGGGCACUACCUGCUGGCGGAGGGAGAGACGCUCGAGGGGUGGCCCGAGCUGGGCGCGCGCGUGGUGGACUACGCCAUGCUGCAGCACCUGCCAUCCGCCACGCGCAUCGCCAUCAUCACCUUCGGCGCGGCCCUCUCGCUCUUCGACCUCUCGCCCUCCGCCUCGCCGCUGCUCGCCUCCGCCGACUGCUUCCCCGCCACGCACGCGCUGCCCCCCGCCACGCUGGCCGCGCUGCUGCUGGGGCGCGCGCAGCACCUCGCGCCCAUCGCGGCCUGCCUGCCCUCCGCGCAGGCCGUCAUCGCCUCGCUGCGCCCCUGCCGCGCCGCCACGCCCCCCCUCGCCCGCGCGCGUGCCCUGGGCCCCGCCGUGGAGCUCGCGCUCGCGCUGCUGCGCGGCCCCGCGCCCGCCCUGCCGCGUGCUGAGCAGCGGCGGUGGAGCGGGGCGGCGCGCGUGGUGGUGCUGUGCGGGGGGCCAGCCACAGUGGGCGCGGGGGCGGUGGCGGAAGGCAUAGAGGGCGUGGGGGAGGGCGAGGAGCGGCAGCGCGAGCAGGCGGCGCGGCGGCACUACGAGGCGCUGGGCAGGGAGGCGCGGCGCAUGGGCGCCGUGGUGGACGUGUUCUCGGGGGGGCCGCUGCUCGUGCGCAUGCCCGCACUGCUGCCCCUGGCGGCGCUGUCAGGGGGCGCGCUGGUGCCGCUGGACGAGUUCAGCCCCGCCGCGUUCCCCCCCCUGCUGCUGCGCGCCCUCUCGCGCAUCGUGGGCGCGGAGGGGUCGCUGGAGGUGUGCUGCUCGCCCGAGGUGGCCGUCACACGCGUGAUCGGCCCCGCAGAGGCGGAGGAGGGCGGUGGGCGCAGGGGGGCGGGCGGGGAGGAGGGGUUCCCGGAGGACAGUGCGACGGCGGUGGCGCUGCUGAGUGUGGACGAGGAGGCGGCAGUGGCAGUGAGCAUGGAACUGGUAGAGGACCUCACCCGCCACCACGUGUUCUUCCAAUUCCUCUGCCGCUUCCGCCUCCUCAACCACGACCUGCGUCUACCAGUGGCGGCAUCGCUACCAGCAUACCUCUCAUCGGUGCACGAGGCCACGGCAGCGCUGCUCAUCGCCAAGCGCACCGUGCUGGCCGCGCCCACGGCUCGCGAGGCGGGGGAGAUGCGCGCGUGGGUGGACGCCCGUGCACGUGACUUGGCGCUCAAGCUGGGCGGCGUGGCGCAGCACAACCGCUCCCUGCUGCAGUUCCCCCACCAGCUGCCCCGGUCAGUUGACGGGGGGGGAGGGGGGAGGGGCAGGUGGGGGAAGGGAGGGUGUGCGAUUGGCACAAGUGCAGGGGGGCAGGUGGGGAGGGUAGCGGAGGCGCUGUACGAGGUGAGGCGCAGCCCGGUGUUGGGGCGCCACGUGGCGGGCGAGUGGGAGCGCCAGGCCCUGCGCGCACUGCUGCUGCGCGCAGGGGGGGAGGCGGCGCUGCGCAUGGUGCUGCCCUCGCUGCUCAUGUUCCGCGCCGGCCACGCCACCCAGUUCGUUGAAGUGCCGCCCUCCGACCUGGCGCUGACGUCAGAUGCCGCCCUGGUGCUGGACCACGGCACCGACAUGCUCAUCUGGCUCGGCGCGCACCUGGCGCCGGACGAGCCCACGAGGCGCGGAGUGGAGGCGGCGUGUCGCCAGCUGGCAGCGCAGCUCAUGGGUGGGCCGGGCGGCAGAGGCAGGUUCCCGGCGCCUCGCGUACUGUGCUUCACUGUCAGUGCCAAAGGGGGGGAGAGGGUUAGGAGGGGAUGCUGGGAGGUGAUCUAUCUGUGUGUGUGUGCUCCCCCGUGUGCUCUUCCGUGUGCUCCCCCCUGCACUCCCUCGGUGCUUGAUCUUCAACCCCGCAUCCUCGCCCUACACUCCCCGCUCGCCCCGCCCUGUGCCCGCCCUCCCCAUGACGGCAUGGCAGGAGGGCACGCCGGAAGCGGCCUUCAUGACGGCGCGCCUCACCCCCACACACAAGGACCCCCUCGCUGUUCAGGUGGGCAUGCAUUUCCCAUGGGUGAUUGUUACGGUGAUUAUCCCUCGGCAGUCGAGAUGCAUCCUGCGCACCUACUCACUGCGUCUCAUGAUCCCCACCACUCCACCCCCACUGCUACCUGCGUUCCUCCCCUCCCUGCCCGCCAGGAGCUGCUCUUCCCACCGCUGAGGGAGAUGCAGGAGGAGGAGCGGGCAGCCGUGCGGGCCAAGCUGCCGCCCACCCCCGAGCCCGGCUUCACCGACUGGCUGCGCUCGCUGCGCCUCGCUCCCCCUCAACCCCCCCUCGCUGCACCCUCCUGA